Molecule: messenger RNA, 3517 nt
Organism: Athalia rosae (coleseed sawfly)
Lineage: Eukaryota; Metazoa; Arthropoda; Insecta; Hymenoptera; Athaliidae
Product: chondroadherin
Exons: 8
Coding region: 488-1957 (489 amino acids)
Molecular function (GO): protein binding
Source: RefSeq, a predicted model, not a curated record
GAGUACCAGAGGCGCCCCGGACUUUGUCAAAACUUCUUCUAAAUCGAGACCGGUUAUAACGUAACGAGAUAUCGUUAUACGCUCGAUAAAAUGAUACGUUAGAAAAAGCAUAAAUCCGCGAUGAAAUCUCGUUGAAACGAUUGAGAAGAGAAAAGAACCGACGGAACGAACGGGGGUGAGAAAGAGGAUAAGAAAAAAGUUCGAUCGGACUCUAGUUUACUUGUGAGACUCUGUGAUUAGUGAUAGCGGAGAUUCAGCGAGUGAUCCAGAGGUGGGAAAAGAUCAUCGCGAUCAUCGGCGGCGGCGGCGGCGGCGGCGGCGGAAGCAGCGGCAGCAACGUAAACGAUGGGAAUGUACGGCCAAGGAUUCACGGAUAAGUAGCAGAGGCUGAAAUAGGCAGGACAAGGGAAGCGAAGGGUUACGGGGAGAAAAUAAGCGAAAGAAAAGAAGAGAAGGAGAGGAGAGGAGAGGAGGUGAAAGAAGAGAAAUGUCGGGGACGCGUUUAAAGGGUAAAAAAUGUUGGCUGGUGUGGUUUUUGGUAAGUUGUUUGUACCUGAGAUCUACCAUUGGACAAACUGUACAGAAUUGUCCGCCCAGAGGGGAAAUAGCACCCUGUUCAUGUAGCGUUAAAAAACUCGGGUUGGAUAUCGUUUGCGAGUUCACCGACCUCGGUCACAUCAACAAGGCAAUGGCUAUACUGAAAGGUAGACCGAACACGGUCAUCUACUACUUGAAACUACGUCACAACAAUUUACCAAAACUGCAAGGCUUCGUUUUCCUGGGUCUCGAUAUCCACCACCUCACCGUUCACAACAGCAGUUUGGCGGUCGUCGAAGAGACGUCUCUGAGUUCGAUAGGUAAAGGAUUGACCCAGCUCGACAUAUCACAGAAUUCUUUGGUGGCGGUACCGUCGUCGGCGUUGAAGACCCUCCAUCAUCUUCUCAUUCUGAAUUUGAACCACAACAAAAUAAACGGCAUACACGCUCGCGCAUUCGAGGGACUCGACACACUCGAGAUUCUCACCCUGUACGAGAACAAGAUAUCAUCCAUCGACGCGGACGCCUUCAAGGGCGUUGACAACCGGAAAUUGAAGAGGCUAAAUUUGGGUGGAAACGAACUGACCUCCGUUCCGACCUCGGCAUUGUCCACCCUGGAAAUGUUGAAAAAAUUGGAAAUGCAAGAGAACAGAAUAUCCACGAUUCAGAAGGGUGACUUUUCGGGUAUGAAGAGUCUCGAUUCGUUGGGACUGGCGCACAAUCAACUGCGAGAAGUACCGGCUGGUGUAUUUUCACAUCUUACGCAAUUAAAUUCUCUGGAACUCGAUGGAAAUUUGAUAACUCACGUUGACCCUGACGCAUUCAUGGGUCUCGAAGAAAAUCUUCAGUAUCUACGACUCGGUGAUAAUAAUUUACACGCCGUACCGAGUGACGCGUUGAGGAGAUUGCACCGACUUCGUCAUCUCGAUUUGCGGGUCAAUAAUAUAACCGUAUUGCCCGAAGACGCAUUUACAGGAUACGGUGACUCCAUUACUUUUCUCAAUCUACAAAAGAACUUAAUCAAGACUCUACCCCCGAUGGUAUUUGAAAAUUUGAACUCCCUGGAAACGCUUAAUUUACAAAACAACAAGAUGAUUCAGAUACCGGAAGAAGUUAUGGAGAGCGUGGUCGACACUCUUAGAAUAAUCGAUCUAACUGACAACCCUUUAGUUUGCGAUUGUGAACUGCGAUGGUAUUCGGCUUGGUUAAAAAAUCUACGCGACAAAGACGACGAGAUGAUGUCGAAGAAAAGAACGGUUUGUACGAUGGCUAACGAGCAUCGAGAAUAUUCCGUACAGAAUAUACCGCUGGAAAGAAUGGGAUGCGUAGCGAAUGCCGAGCAAACGUCAUCGCCGGGAAUAGCUGCAAGAAUUGUUGGUGUACAGGUACUUUUUGGCGUAGGAUUCGUUAUUCUACUCUAAGGAGGAGUAAGACAAAAAAAAAAAAAAAAAAAAGAAAGACAUUCUAGAAGUCCCUCCCCCAAUUUCCCACAAAUAUUUUAUUGAUCGUUGUUACAAUUAUUUUUAAAAAUAAUAUGAUUAUAAAAAUUGUUUUACCGUCAACGAUGAUAUGUGUAAUACAUAUCAAAAAGAAAAAUUUCGCGAUGUCACAAAUGUCGCUAAUUUUUUUUUUCUUCAUGUACAUACACAAUAAUAUACGGGGAAGGGGCGUGUAUAUGUUAAAAAGAAUUUUCGCAUUAUUACGUGGUAUAUGGAUAGCUGAUUAAUUUUUUUAAUUAUUUUAUUAGAUUUUCCAUCGUUGUAGUAAUAUAAUUGUUAUUAAAUAAUCGUUAACUUAGAUAGAUAUAAAUAGAGAAGAGAGAGAAUAUUAGAAAUCUUUUUUCUGUACUUCUUUUGAAUUAAUUAAUUCAAUUCGUUGAUUAGAUAAAGUCUUUUGAUUUGUUUUUUUUUUUCUGGUUUCCUUCUCGAUUUCGUUUUUCCAUUCGAAAAGUACGCGAAUUUAUUUUUCUACGAAUAUCAUAUCACUAGAAAUACCUAUAUUAUAAAUACAUGCGUCUGAUGUAGCGGGAAACCCAGUCAAAUUAUCUUUGACAAUCGAAUAAUAAGCUUCUUGUUGACUGCGAAAUUUAUCGUGUCAAAUUUCAAGAUAUAAUUUUUCUAAUCGAUAUAAUGAAAAAAGAAAAAAACGAAGAAAAUUAAUAAAAAGGAAAAAAAGAGAAAGAAAAGAAAUGAAUAAUUAAAUGAAUAUGAGAAGAGAUUUUAAAUAAAUUUUAUCCACAGAUAAUAUAUAUAUACGUACCUAUUUAUAUAUGUGAAUAAACAUAUAAAGCAUAGAAAUGAUAUAUUAUUAUAUUUAGAUUUUAGGUUGUUAGAUUAUUAAUGUGCAUUCAGUUUAUUUUAUUUUAAUUUUACGUUUGUCUAUGUUUUUCUUUCUUUUAUCUAUUCAUAUUUACCUAAUAUAUACAUUAUAAUAAAAUUAUAUUCGAUAAUUGAUUCAACAAACGAUGGACUGGCUAUCGAGAAGAAAAGAAAAUUAAUUAAAUUUAGUCAAGAGACAAAAAAUAAAUGAUUGAACGAGAUGGCGUAGAUGUAGGAAAGAAAAUGACAAAUGUCGUGUAAUAACAUAUCGCGGAGCAUAAUGAGCUUUCUUUAAAAAUCGAUACAUAUCAGUAACGUUGCCAAGACAUUUUGAAAAAUAUUUAAAACUAACAAAAAAAAAAAAAAAGAAAGAAAGAAAGUAAAAGAAAAUAGAGAAAAGAGAAAAAAAAAACAAAAAUCUUUACAAAGAUUUUAAAUAUCGCAAAUAUCCACAUAUCAAAAACUGUAGUUUAUCUCGCAGUUUAUACAUAUCUUGUGAAAAAUUUAGCCGAUAAAAAUUUUCUUUCAUAUGGUUAAUCAAUCAAAAUCGCGAGUCGGAUAUGAAGAGUUUUUUUUUUUUUAUUGCGUAAGAACGAUCCUGCAUGUGUACAUAUUUCGUUGAAUUUUUUUUUUUUUUUCAAGAUUCAUCAGAAGUAACAAAAA